AUGGGGUUGAAGCUAUUCGAGGUUGAUGACGAUGACAUCGAGAAGGUUGACAAGAUCGAGAUCAACGAGGAAUUUGCCCUUAUAUACGAGCAUAAUAAGAAGAGAGAGGACUUGCAAAGGCUGGAAGAGCUGAAGAAGAAAGGCCUCGUCGAUGUCUCUGACAACGAAGACUCCUCUGAAGACGACGAAGAAAAAGAAGAGGAGUAUUUGAACCCUUCGAGUAAUUUAAAGUUCAUUGAUGAGAAGUCUAAGGACGAGAAGAAAAAGAAAAAGCCAAAGUACUUGAAGGAUGUAGUUUUUAAGCAUUUGAUGGAGGAGGGUCCGGAGUUUGGAGAUAAAGAAGACAACGAAGAAGAAGAUGAGAAGAAAGUCAAGACAUAUUUUGAGGAGCAAGAGGAUUUGAGAAAGGAAUUUUUGAAUGCUGAUAAGGAGGAUGAGGAGGACUUGUUUAAGUUGAAAGUAAAUGAGAAAAGAGGGGAUGAGUUAGGUGAUGACGCGGAGGUCCCUACGGAGUUUGCUAAGAAAUGGGAUGAGGCUUUUGGGGAGUAUGACAAAUUUUUAAAGGAUUAUUUGGGGACCGAGAUGUGGAGGGAUGAUAAGAAAUGUAAAAGAGAUGAUGUGGAGGAGGUGGAGUUUUCGGAGGAUUAG
Nicotiana attenuata is the source of this 648-nucleotide messenger RNA. RefSeq names its product protein kri1-like. The transcript is spliced from 2 exons. Bases 1 to 648 code for a protein of 215 amino acids. NCBI's taxonomy places the organism in Eukaryota, Viridiplantae, Streptophyta, Magnoliopsida, Solanales, Solanaceae. Gene Ontology annotation, biological process: endonucleolytic cleavage in ITS1 to separate SSU-rRNA from 5.8S rRNA and LSU-rRNA from tricistronic rRNA transcript (SSU-rRNA, 5.8S rRNA, LSU-rRNA). The record is from RefSeq and is a predicted model, not a curated record. Gene Ontology annotation, cellular component: 90S preribosome; nucleolus.